CUAGUACACUGCAGCUACUACAGACCCCCAGCGCACAGUGCUGUGAUUCCUGAUGCUGGUUACCCCACCUCCUGACAUCAGGCACGCAGAGGGCAUGUCCAGCACAGGGUGUAGUGAGGCCACUAUUACAGUGUUCUGAAGCUGGAGGUCACUACAGCAGACUGAAGCACUUGUAAUGGAUAGCCUUCCGUUUGAUUUCAACUGCUGUUUGGAUCAGCAAAGCUGGAAUGAACCCAACAAAUGUAAAGGGUACGAACUUCCAAAGUAUGACCUUGCUUUAUUAUAUGGAGACACACAUGACGAAGGUUUUUACAGCCAAGGAUGGGGCCAAAAAAGGGCAAGAAGUGACCGGUCACCAGAAAAGGACAGUUCACCUGACCUUGCUGACCAGUCUGAGAUGCAGAUGAAAGUAGACUUUUUCCGUAAACUAGGUUAUACCUCAGACGAAAUCCAUGCGGUCCUGCAGAAUCUUGGUGUGGAUGCAGAUACAAAUUCUGUAUUGGGAGAGCUUGUGAAACACGGAGGAAACCCAGAACGAGAAGCUGUGCCAGAGGAGUCAACAGAUGCUGUUUUAAUACCUCGAGGGAGCAUGGGAGUAAAGGCAUCCACAACUUCAAAUGAAGAAAGUGAUAGUAACAACUUAAGACCAAUUGUCAUUGAUGGCAGUAAUGUGGCUAUGAGCCAUGGAAACAAAGAGGUGUUCUCAUGCCGUGGAAUAUUGCUGGCUGUCACCUUUUUUCUGGAAAGAGGACAUACAGAUGUCACAGUGUUUGUACCAUUGUGGAGAAAGGAGCAGCCCAGGCCUGAUAUGCCCAUUACAGAUCAACACAUUCUGACUGAACUUGAAAAGAAGAAAAUCCUGGUUUUCACGCCAUCUCGUCGAGUCAAUGGAAAACGGCUUGUGUGCUAUGAUGAUAGGUUUAUUGUAAAGUUGGCCUACAAGUGUGAUGGGGUCAUAGUCUCAAAUGAUAUCUACAGAGACCUCCAGAGUGAGAAGCCGGAAUGGAAGAAGUUCAUAGAGGAGCGGCUACUCAUGUAUUCCUUUGUCAAUGACAUAUUUAUGCCCCCAGACGAUCCUAUGGGACGAAAAGGUCCAAACCUGGAUGACUUCCUUAGAAAAAGACCUCUUGGACCAGAGAAUAAAAAAGUACAAUGUCCUUAUGGUAAGAAAUGCACCUAUGGAAUGAAGUGUAAGUUUUAUCACCCAGAAAGGAUAAACCAGACUCAGCGUUCUGUUGCUGAUGAAUUGCGCGAAAAUGCAAGAGUUUCUCCUACUAAGGGUACAACUUAUUCAGAGGAGAAAAAGACAAGGAAACCAUCAGUCGCAGAGAGUUCCACUGUGGAAUCAGAUAUCUCUUCUAUGCAGAAACUUCCUCUAGAGAGAACUGGGUCUUCCCAGAAAGCAAGAACAUUUGACAAAAAUGCCAUAAAACAUUAUUACAAGAACACUGGAGGUUCUGGAUGGUACCAACCAUCUGUCAGCUCAAAUGACUCCCUUACUCAUAGCUCAAAUGACUCUGGCAUGGAAUCAUGGCCAAGUAUAUCAAACAGUUUCUGUGACCAGUCACAUGACCCAACAGUAUACUGCAACUGUAGCCAGCAGAUGCCUUGCUGUCAUCAUAGAAGUGAUUUGGAUGCUGAUCAUCGCAAACACUAUAGUUCACAGAAAUUGGCUCCACAUGGUUCUCAUUCAGCACCUUACUUCCCUUAUAAUUCAUCUUCUCCAUGGUCAUCCCAAAACUCUUCACACCCUAUGUACAGAAAAGAAAUGUCUGACCCUUCUCCAGCUCACUGUAGCCUUCCACCUGACUAUAAAAACUCACCUACCCGUUCACUUAAGUAUUGGUCUGAACCAAGCCCCAUUCAUCUGUCCUCCACUAGACCACAGCCUAACUACCCAGUGUAUACGGCAAUUCCACCUUCGAGCACUGAUUACCAACAGUGGCAAAACUCUGACCAAUUUGCUGCAGAGAGAUUGAUUGUGCGUACUAAACUUUGUGCUAUCUUCCAAGCCUCAUUAGUUGAUCAGGUCAUGAAUAAGUUCCCACAACUGCUGGACCCACAAACUCUAGCAGCAGAAAUAUUUACUUUUAAAUCCAAAAACAGGAUGUGAAAGUAACUUGCUGUUGUAAAAGAAGCCUCUAGAUAAAUAAGAGCUGUACAAAUUGUGUCUCCCUUCACCAAAGUGGGUAACUUUAAUGACCUAGAUCUAGAAGUAGUCAUGAAUUAGACACAGGAGCAGUGAUGCAGUGUUGGCCACAAUUGUGCCCAAAAACAAAGGUGGCAUUUGCAUUCACAAAAGAAAGCUGCAAUAUGUAUACAUGCAAAGGAGAAACUGUUGGAAGAUGUAUGCAGGUUAGCCCCAGAGGCGUCUGAAUGG
Messenger RNA from Pseudophryne corroboree (corroboree frog), 2380 nucleotides. It is a transcript of the gene ZC3H12A, whose product is annotated as zinc finger CCCH-type containing 12A. Gene Ontology annotation, molecular function: metal ion binding; RNA endonuclease activity; mRNA binding. The record is from RefSeq and is a predicted model, not a curated record. The transcript has 6 exons. Gene Ontology annotation, biological process: 3'-UTR-mediated mRNA destabilization. Bases 176 to 2113 code for a protein of 645 amino acids. Lineage: Eukaryota; Metazoa; Chordata; Amphibia; Anura; Myobatrachidae. Gene Ontology annotation, cellular component: cytoplasmic ribonucleoprotein granule; nucleus.